AUGACUAAGAGCCAAGAUGAAGGUUCCCUACUAGUUGAUGACUCGCUAGUACUUGGACUGGGAGAACUAGCUCGUUACCGGAUAACCGUUGAUCAGGAUUGUAAAGAAUUGGCGAAUUUAGUGGAGAACUCGCAGCUUUACUUGACAUUUAAAAAUACAGAAAGCGCACUUUUGAGACCUAUCUACUUGACAGGACCGUAUUCGUUCUACGUGGAUUUACAACCGUACAACUACGAUGAGUCAAAACCUUUCGAUGAAGACGUGCAAUUUUGUGAUGAUGUCAAGCCCAAUGACAUUUUUAGGGCUGUACUCAAAAUUAAUGAAAACUCUCGUAUAGGCGAAACCAGCAAAUAUAGCUGGCACAUCAACAUUUCGUCACAGCUUUCAGUCACCAAGAUCCCAACUUUGGGGUUCAGAGUGUGCAUAAGUACCCAAAAGUUUCGCGAAAUGCCGCAUCUGCAAAUUUCGUCUGUCAAGGGCUUUUCGUGCGAGAAAUGGGACACCAAUCAGCUAUGGAAUUUACCCCCACGCUUCCCAGAUUUGCCCUUGCAUCUGGUAUUCCUCACUCAUGGUAUUUUCUCAAACGUCGGCUGCGAUAUGAUCUACUUAAAGGACAAAAUCGAGCAGAUCUCGAUGGGCUCGAGCCGAUCUUCAGUAUCUAAUGUAGUUGUAAGAGGAUUCAGGGGCAACCAGGGACGAUCUUCAAAGGGAAUCAAAGCAAACGGAAUAAGAAUGGGAAGGUUUGUCAUUGAAACCAUUGACGAAUUGCGGAGAGAUUUUAAGUUGAAGUACAUAUCGUUUGUGGGCCAUUCUCUGGGCGGUCCUACACAGUCCAUGGCGCUAAGGUACGUGUGUCUAGAACGACCCGAUAUUUUUGACCCUAAGGAGGGUCUAGAGCCAAUGCACUUCAUCACUUUGGCAAGCCCUUAUUUAGGCGUUGCCGGCGAAGUGCCACCUUUUGUCACAUUGGCUCUCGAUAUGGGCGUUCUGGGUCAGACCGGGGCAGAUUUGAACCUUAACAGAACCUUUUUCAUGUCGAAAACGGGACUAGUAAAGAGAGGCGAUAAUCUCGGCAAGUAUAAGUACAGGCCUUUGCUGGAAAUCAUACCUUCUGAUCCCGUCAUUUCUUUAAUUCAAAGAUUCAAAAAUCGAACGACCUACGCGAAUGUACUCCACGAUGGUAUUGUGCCGUUGAGAACUGCGGCACUUCUGUACCUCGACUGGAAGGGGCUAGGGGAUGUCCGUGGGGUGAGAAAAGAUGGAGGAAAGGAAGAUACGGGGACGCCAGAAUACUCUAACAAAAAUAACACAACUGGUGAGAUUCCAGAAGAGAAAAUGGACAAGAAAUCUGCGCUGAAAUAUAUGCUACCUCAGGCGGCUUUGAGAAGAGGUUACAAACGUUAUCAGAGAACUCAAACUCGGUACCCGCGAUCCGAUGGCAACAAACAAGACAAUUCGGACGGUGAGGAACACAUAGCUCCACCUCCUACUGCCAACCCGCUUACCUCUGCCGCGAAUAUAGUUAUUGCCCCGUUGCCUACUCAGGAAUAUCUUCGCAAUCCGAAAGACAGAGGAGAUAAAAUCAUUCAUGAUAAACUCUAUUAUCCUGACGAGCUUCCUCCUCCUCAUUAUAGCAACAGGGAUCUGUUUAAAAAGAUCAUCUACCCCAAUGAUCGGAUAUACAGGGUGCAGGAAAGGAUAGCUAGGCAAUGGCAAGAGACUUCUACCUGGAGAAAAGUGUUGGUAAGUUUGGAGCCGGACUCCCACAACAACAUUGUUGUUCGCCGUAAGUUUGUGAAUGCAUUUGGGUGGGUGGUAGUCGAUCAUCUUACGAAGAGCCAUUUUGGCUCUGAGAGUCAUUCGAAGGGUGACAUAGAAAAGAACUAG
This is a messenger RNA of Lachancea lanzarotensis, 1887 nucleotides long. Its product is annotated as LALA0S09e00188g1_1. The coding region runs from base 1 to 1887 and encodes 628 amino acids. The transcript has a single exon. Gene Ontology annotation, molecular function: monoacylglycerol lipase activity. The record is from RefSeq and is a predicted model, not a curated record. NCBI's taxonomy places the organism in Eukaryota, Fungi, Ascomycota, Saccharomycetes, Saccharomycetales, Saccharomycetaceae.